AUGGCGAUAUUGGUUGAUGAUGUUGUUAUUUAUGUUGUGCUAUUGGCGGAAUGGCGGAACAUUAGGAAUCCUGCAAGUAGUGAUGAAGAAUGGAAGAGAAAUGUCCGUGGAGGUCUAGAUGCACGCUACAUGAGGAGGCUUCCUGUGGAUUGCAAGAACGGGCCCUGGAAACGGACUGUGAUGCCAUGUAAAAUGUCGGACCGGCUGCACUAUAAGAAACCUUUGGCAUUCAAUGAAUACGUGGAAAGUAUGCCUGAAGACUUCAGUAGAGCGCCGUUCGACAGAGUUUUGGACAGGGAUUGGGAUGGAGCGAGAAAGCCUUGGUACGACUUCGGGCAGACGGCGCACGUAAACGAUUUUGUGGACUAA
Molecule: messenger RNA, 369 nt
Organism: Guyanagaster necrorhizus
Lineage: Eukaryota; Fungi; Basidiomycota; Agaricomycetes; Agaricales; Physalacriaceae
Exons: 2
Coding region: 1-369 (122 amino acids)
Source: RefSeq, a predicted model, not a curated record